AUCCUACAGGCCAACACCAACCACUGCAGAGCGGCCCAGGACCUGCUGGUGCAGACCAUGACAGAUUGGUUGGUGGACGUAGCGGUAGUUGCCGAGCCCUACCGGAUUCCCGACCGUUGGCUGGGCGACAGGGAUGGCCUAGUCGCGAUUGCGGCACGGUCUUCCACAGACUCCCCUCCCCUCUCGCUUCUAGAGUUAGAGGUUAGGUCGGGAUACGUGGCCGCCGUGUGGGGGGACCUGGCCCUUGUGGGGGUCUACUUCUCCCCAAAUCGCCCUCUCCAGGCCUUCGAGGAUUUCCUCGAGGGACUUGCGGCCGUAGUCGGCAGGAUGGCGCCUCGACAGGUUUCCGUUCUGGGGGACUUGAACGCCAAGUCAGAGACGUGGGGCAACUCUGCCACCGAAUCGUGGGCGGGCGCUAGGUCAGGAGAGGCGUGGGCAGCCUCCUCUGGUCUCUCCCUCUUGAACAGGGGGAGUGUUCAAACAUGCGUGCGGCGGCAGGGUGGGUCCAUAGUGGACGUUACCUUUGCCUCCCCAGUGCUGGCCGCACGUGUGGAGAACUGGCGGCCAACCUGA
Spodoptera frugiperda (fall armyworm) is the source of this 573-nucleotide messenger RNA. RefSeq lists its product as uncharacterized. Lineage: Eukaryota; Metazoa; Arthropoda; Insecta; Lepidoptera; Noctuidae. The transcript is spliced from 2 exons. The record is from RefSeq and is a predicted model, not a curated record. Gene Ontology annotation, molecular function: catalytic activity. The annotation marks the transcript as partial.